Molecule: messenger RNA, 680 nt
Organism: Eubalaena glacialis (North Atlantic right whale)
Lineage: Eukaryota; Metazoa; Chordata; Mammalia; Artiodactyla; Balaenidae
Gene: SMIM10L3
Product: small integral membrane protein 10-like protein 2A
Exons: 2
Coding region: 199-423 (74 amino acids)
Source: RefSeq, a predicted model, not a curated record
CGCGGACUCCCUUCCCCGCGGCCCGCCCGCCCGCCUCACCGCCGCCUCCUUCGCUCCCUCAGAGCGGGCCAGCGGCCGGGACGGAGGCCCGGAGGCGUCGCGGCGCCGAGAGGGCGGGCGGGCGGGCUUCGGAGCGCCGGGAGGGCCGGGUCCGCGGCCGGUCGGUGCGCGGCGGGCGGGCGGCGGGCGCCGGUCUAUAUGGCGGCGGCUCUGUCGGGCCUGGCUGUCCGGCUGUCGCGCUCGGCCGCCGCCCGCUCCUAUGGGGUCUUCUGCAAGGGGCUGACCCGCACGCUGCUCAUCUUUUUCGACCUGGCCUGGCGCUUGCGCAUCAACUUCCCCUACCUCUACAUCGUGGCUUCCAUGAUGCUCAACGUCCGCCUGCAGCAUGGCUUGUGGAAUCUUAGUUUGCCAACCAGCGAUUGAACCCAAGCGCCAGCAGUGAAAGCACCAAGUCCUAACCACUGGACCGCCAGGGAAUUCUCUAAAGAUCAUAUUUUUAAAAAACCUUUAUUAUGGGAAUAGUCAAAUAUACACAGAAGUGGAGUACAGUUGUCCCUUGGUACCUGCAAGGGGUUGGUUUCAGGACCCCUGGGGAUACCAAAAUCCACGGAUGCUCAAGUCCCUUGUAUAAAAUCGUGUAGUAUUUGCAUGUAACCUGUGUAUAUCCUCCCUUAUACUUU